AUGGAUACAAUCAAAAAUUUAAAUCUAAAUGAAGAAAUCCCUAAUCUGGAAGCCGUAACGUCUAAGCAUAUUGAAGCUAUUACCAAAACCCUUGAGGAAAAAUACUUGACAUUCUGGAAACAUGAACUUGAAAAUUCAUCCAAAUUAACUUUCUAUUCAACAUUCAAAACGGACCACAACCUCGAAAAAUACUUAAUACUUAUAAAAGACCCAUACAAGAGAAAAUGUCUUUCACGUUUUAGAGUCAGCAGCCAUAACCUCCAAAUUGAGAUCGGGCUAUACCAAAAUAUACCCCGGGAAGAACGCUUAUGUGAAAUCUGUAAUUGACACUAAAAUAAAACACUUGACACUUCCCAAAUUUGCUAGCUCGCAAUGAAUUGAAUGAAAACACUUAUUUACAAUGGAUUACAUUGUCCGUCUCAAUUUCAACCUAUUUUUCAUGUUCACUUGAGCAAUUCAGGGUGUUGUCCGGAAGAAAAAAUCCGGGAGCAAUUCAGGGUGUUGUCUGGAAGAAAAAAUCCGGUAAUUUAAUGAAAUUGGGAAAUUCGGUUAGCCCGCGACAUUUAGACCCCGAGUUAAUUAAGAAAUAUACUUAACGAAUGGCAUUCUCGUGGCCCAGCGAAAGGUGCUGAUUGGCUGAGCAAAAUUGAAACCUUUAAAUUGCAAGUCAACUGACAUUGUUUUGGAUAAUAAAAACACUCAGGCAAAUAUAUUUUAGGCUAUAGAUGUUCUCUUCCCAACACUCGAAGUUGUGAAGUUGAACAAUCUUGAAAUUCACAAGCUGCAUUGUAAACAAAGCCUCUGAUUGGUCCCUGAACUAAAAGAAGCCAAUCAAAUGCAUUGUUUACAAACAGUUUUUGAGUAUGAUUAUGAACUUUUGAACUUCGCAACGAACUUUGGAACGAAGUUUUCUACAUUUAGGGAAAAGUUAUGUGAAAUCAACUGUAAUUCUUUUUCAGAAUGGUCAUGAUAUUUUUGGCGGACCUAGAUUGUGAAAAGAGCGUAUAACGCGGAAUUCUUUACCGUAGCUACUACACUAACACCCUGAAAUUCGGGAAGUGUCUGUUGGGGCCGCAACAUCAGGAUGUAACCGAGAGUAUCAGAUCAUAUCGCUUAUAAAAUAUGUUCAAUUGUAGUAUAUAUAUCAUUUACAUACAUGUCCAUUACACCCUUUGCAUGUGUAUUCGGGCAUGCACAACAGCUAAAUAGUACAUUAAAUAUUCUCUCAAUAGAAAUUAAAAUAGGUCUAAGUUAUCUAUAGAAUUAGCUUUAUUAUUAUUAAAUUAUAUACUGCCCACUCUGUCUCUUGGUAUUAGCCUUAGUUCUGAACCAUGUUUAAGAAAAACAUUUCCUGAAAAAAAAAAAAUAUAUAAUAAUGAUAAUUAAAGGCUUAUCACUGUAAAAACAGAUUGGUUGAAAUGACCAAUUUAAAUUGGUUGUCUCAGACGCAUUAAUUUAACCAAUUUUUAUUGGUUAAAACAACAACAGCAACAACAGCAACAACAACAACAACAACAACAACAACAACAACAACAACAACAACAACAACAACAACAACAACAACAACAACAACAACAACAACAACAACAACAACAACAACAACAACAACAACAACAACAACAACAACAACAACAACAACAACAACAACAACAACAACAACAACAACAACAACAACAACAACAACAACAACAACAACAACAACAAAUUG
Molecule: messenger RNA, 1708 nt
Organism: Paramuricea clavata
Lineage: Eukaryota; Metazoa; Cnidaria; Anthozoa; Malacalcyonacea; Plexauridae
Source: the annotation of a GenBank genome assembly